Messenger RNA from Sinocyclocheilus anshuiensis, 549 nucleotides. Its product is annotated as intelectin-1b-like. The transcript is spliced from 3 exons. The record is from RefSeq and is a predicted model, not a curated record. Gene Ontology annotation, molecular function: oligosaccharide binding. The coding region runs from base 82 to 381 and encodes 99 amino acids. Lineage: Eukaryota; Metazoa; Chordata; Actinopteri; Cypriniformes; Cyprinidae.
UAAAUGUUUUGCAAUUUUUUUUAAUUACUAUUGGAACAGAAACACCCUGUGAAGUUUGGAGCUGGACAGUGUCAGAGCGAUAUGGGACCCAGCAGUGCGGUGGUGUAUGAUACUGGAGACAAAGAUUCAACUGCAAACUUAUAUGGACCGUCUGUUGGAAAGGAGUUUGAGUCCGGCUUCAUCUCCUUCAGAGUGUUUAACGCUGAUCAAGCAGCCGUGGCCAUGUGCUCUGGAGUUAAACCUGCUGAAUGCAAUCCUCAACGUUAUUGCAUUGGUGGAGGAGGAUUUUUCUCAGACCGUCAGCAGUGUGGAGACUUCACAGCUCUGGAUCAAGCAUCUAAACAUCUCACUCAAUCAGCUGUGCUGCUCUUCUAUCGUUAAGAGUCUCAUUAAGAGAUGUGAAACAUCAAACAUCAGCACGAGCCUCACUCAAUGUUGUUUACAGUAAAUCAAAUGCUGAGCUGAACUGUACAUGUACAAAGUUGUUAAAACAUCAGUGUUUCCUGUUUGAAGUAUGAUUGUUGGUAUCAAUAAACCUCUGCAAGAAUA